AUGGCGACUUCGGUCACCUUACCCGAGGCCUUGGAAAUAGCCAUCGCAAAAUUCCGGAAGAUCACCAACAGUCCUGAGGCUCCUGGCUGCGACUUCAAAAACCAGCAGCAGCAGCUCCGCAGAGCCGUGAAUGAAGAGCGUGACGGCAAAGGCCUAGCGGACACGAUCUUUCAGACCCUCGACUGUUUUGUUGAUAUUGCAGGCGUCGCCGCCGACGCUGCAUCAACGGUAUUCCCUGCCGCUUCUGCAUGUGUCUCAGGAAUAUCAUUUUUGCUCAAGACAGUCAAAACGUACCGUCAUCUGAGGCUUGCUAGUAUUCAAGAGGUCAUCGAAGGCCUCUAUAAAAGGCUGAACCUCGUCAAGAAGCUCAGCGUUGCAGCCACGAGAGGCGCCAACCAAAUCAGCGGCGAGCUGAACGAUGAACUCCUUUGCAUCAUUUGCAAGUUCCUUGAGAUCUGCACAAUUUACGCCACAGUCAAGAAAGCGAGAAGCUCUCGGAAUCCCUUGUCACGUUUGAAGUUACUCGCUCGAGCAGCAAUUGGGUCGGACUAUGGCAUCUGCGAAAAAAUCUACGAGAUUGAAAAGUCCACCCAGGAGGCACGGUCUUUACAAAAUGACGAGGCAAAUGAGGCAAUUACUUCUUCCCAAAGCACCCAGGCUCAGGAACGCGAUCGGCAACACAUCAUCGACUUUCUCCCGUGUCAGGAACAGGGGUACUGGAAAACCUGGGUGAACUCGGCGCUUGGCAACUAUCGGCAGGACUUCGUAUCUGAGGCAGCAACAUGGUUAUGUGAACAUGCGGCCUUCAAAAACUGGAGCAAUCCCGGCACUGAUACACGCACUCCGGUCCUGGUCAUCCAAUCGCCCACAGAUGGGUCGGUGGGCACAAAUCAGCUGGACCAGGAGGCCCUCAGCUUCGCGAUGCAGUAA
This is a messenger RNA of Diaporthe citri, 930 nucleotides long. RefSeq lists its product as uncharacterized. The record is from RefSeq and is a predicted model, not a curated record. Bases 1 to 930 code for a protein of 309 amino acids. The transcript has 3 exons. Lineage: Eukaryota; Fungi; Ascomycota; Sordariomycetes; Diaporthales; Diaporthaceae.